Molecule: messenger RNA, 741 nt
Organism: Auxenochlorella protothecoides
Lineage: Eukaryota; Viridiplantae; Chlorophyta; Trebouxiophyceae; Chlorellales; Chlorellaceae
Product: Chlorophyll a-b binding protein 4, chloroplastic
Exons: 7
Coding region: 1-741 (246 amino acids)
Biological process (GO): photosynthesis, light harvesting in photosystem I; response to light stimulus
Cellular component (GO): membrane
Source: RefSeq, a predicted model, not a curated record
AUGGCGACCUGUGCUCUUGGCAGCGCCCUGUACAGGCCGGCCACGCAGUUCCGGGCGAGCCCUGCUCCACCCUCGCGUAGGUCGACCGUCCAGGUCCAUGCUCGCGGCACAUGGUACCCAGGUGCCAAGCGCCCCAAGCACCUGGACGGCAGCCUGCCCGGUGACUAUGGAUUCGACCCGCUGAGGCUGGGUGUCAAGCCGGAGCUCCUGGCUUACUAUCGUGAGGGCGAGCUCACGAACGGACGCUGGGCAAUGGCGGCUGUGGCUGGAAUCCUGUUCACAGAGGCAGUCGGUCUGCCCCCCUGGUGGAAGGCGGGGGCGGAGCAGUACCCCAUCGACAACAAGACCCUCAUCCUUGUAGAGAUUGCCACGUUUGCGGUGCUGGAGGGCCUGCGGGCCCGGGGCUGGGAGAAGACCGGCGAGUCCGGCGCAUUUGGGAUGCACCCCUUUGACCCCGCCAAGCUCCUGAGCGACGAGAUGCGCGAGAAGGAGGUCAAGAACGGCAGGCUUGCGAUGGUGGCACUGGUUGGGUUUGCAUCCCAGGCAGCGGUCUGGGGCAAGGGCCCCAUCGAGUCCCUGCAGUACCACCUUGCUGAUCCCGGGCACCACAACAUCUUCACAAGCCCCGUUGGGACCGAGGCCACCGUGGCUGCCAUUGCCCUCGCAAUUGCCCCCAUCGUCGUCGAGGCCAACAAGUCGCUGGGAGAUGACGAGGAGGAGUUCAACCCCAUCCCCUUGUGA